This is a messenger RNA of Nannospalax galili (Upper Galilee mountains blind mole rat), 2532 nucleotides long. RefSeq names its product nucleoporin 62 (gene Nup62). Gene Ontology annotation, molecular function: phospholipid binding; structural constituent of nuclear pore. The record is from RefSeq and is a predicted model, not a curated record. The coding region runs from base 181 to 1734 and encodes 517 amino acids. The transcript is spliced from 2 exons. NCBI's taxonomy places the organism in Eukaryota, Metazoa, Chordata, Mammalia, Rodentia, Spalacidae. Gene Ontology annotation, biological process: RNA export from nucleus; protein import into nucleus. Gene Ontology annotation, cellular component: nuclear pore central transport channel; nuclear pore.
CGAGCUCCGGGAAAGGGCGGGAAAGGCGGUUGAAGAGGGAGGGGCGAGCGGUUACUCACUCCAUGGCUGCGUGGAGAGGCGGCGACCGCGGCUGCCUGGGCUGAGGCGAGACGGUGGGAGCGGAGAGCGCAGGCGCGAAACCUCCCCAGGGUUGCAGACGUAGACGGACCUGUUGCAGCCAUGAGCGGCUUUAACUUUGGAGGCUCCGGAGCCCCUACUGGCGGCUUCACGUUUGGCACUGCGAAGACCUCAACCACUACGCCCUCCACUGGCUUUUCUUUCUCUGCUACCGGCACUGGAGGGUUUAACUUCGGGGCUUCCUCCCAGCCAGCCGCAUCCACCCCUUCCAGCAGCCUCUUCUCACUCAGCACCCAGGCCCCGACCACACAGACCUCAGGCUUCAGCUUUGGAAACACAACACCUGCUUCCGGAGGAGCGGGCUUUUCCCUGGGGAUGAGCACCCCAAAGCUCAACCUGAGCACCCCAGCCGCCGCUCCAGCCCCAGUAAAUACCAGCAGUUUCGGACUCGGUAGCAGCACCCUCCCCAGUGCUGGCCUGGGCACCGCCACCUCCAGCCAGGGCACAGCCCCCACGGGCUUUGUGUUUGGCUCUUCCACCGCCGCUCCGUCCACUGCCUCCACAGGAUUCUCUUUCACCAGUGGCAGUACAGCCCAGCCUGGGGCCUCUAGCUUCAGCCUCGGCUCCCUGGGCAGCUCGGCUCAGCCCUCGGCACUCUCUGGCUUGCCCUUCACUCCAGCCACACCAGCAGCCACCACAGCAGGAGCCACACAGUCCGCUGCUGCCCUGCCCACCAGCAGCAGCAGCAGCAGCAGCAGCAGCGUGGGGCCCACACUCUUUUCCUCCAUAGCAGCCACUCCCUCCUCUUCUGCUGCCACAGGGCUCUCCCUCUCAACUCCAGCAACCACUACGGCAGCCCCCGCGGCGGGGACACUGAGCUUCAGCCUCAAGGCCCCUGGAGCAGCUCCCGGGGCCUCCACCACCAGUUCCACAACCACCACCACCACCUCUGGCUUUGCCUUGAGUCUGAAGCCCCUGGUGCCAGCCGGCAUCCCCAGCAGCGUGGCAUCCACCGGGACCACUCUGCCUGUCCCCAGCACAACAGCUGGGACCACCACAGGCCCCUCAAUGACCUAUGCGCAGCUGGAGAGCCUGAUCAACAAGUGGAGCCUGGAGCUGGAGGACCAGGAGCGCCACUUCCUGCAGCAGGCCACGCAGGUCAAUGCCUGGGACCGCACGCUGAUAGAGAACGGGGAAAAGAUCACCAGCCUGCAUCGUGAGGUGGAGAAAGUGAAGCUGGACCAGAAGCGGCUGGACCAGGAGCUAGACUUCAUCCUGUCGCAGCAGAAGGAGCUGGAGGACCUGCUGAGCCCGUUGGAGGAGUCUGUGAAGGAGCAGAGUGGGACCAUCUACCUGCAGCACGCCGACGAGGAGCGUGAGAAGACUUACAAGCUGGCGGAGAACAUCGACGCACAGCUCAAGCGCAUGGCACAGGACCUCAAGGACAUCAUCGAGCACCUGAACACAGCAGGUGGCCCUGCGGACACCAGCGACCCACUGCAGCAGAUCUGCAAGAUUCUCAAUGCACACAUGGACUCCCUGCAGUGGGUGGACCAGAGCUCCGCCCUGCUGCAGAGGAAGGUGGAGGAGGCCAGCCGUGUGUGCGAGGGCCGUCGCAAGGAGCAGGAGCGCAGCCUGCGCAUUGCCUUCGACUGAGCUGCCUCCGGCUGCCCGGCUUGCCUGCCAGUUGCUUGCCUUUGGGGGGGCGGGGUUUACCCUUCAGAUAGUGUUCUGCCAGGCCUGGAAUCUUGGCCUGUAAUCAACAGCUGGAGACCAGCGGGAUCACUACACUCUAGACCAGCCUCUCCAAAACAAGAUUUCAAAGAAAACACAAGUCCUGUGGAGUGAAGGCAGGAGCCUCUUGGCUCGUUUUCUGUUAGUCCCAUCCCACGUCCCCUUCCUCAGCCACCUGACCAACCCCCUACUCAGCCUUACUCCAGCACUGAGGUCAGGCUGUGAGUAGUCGCCCUCAGAGCACUGGCCUGAUAUGGAGGACCAGGUCUUGCACUCACAACAGUCAGCCCUGGAUGUGGAGACAGAGCUCCAAAUGAGAUGGCAACCAAGGGACCUGCCAGGGCGAAGGGCGGAAGACCCAGUGGGUUUGAGCCCAGGCUUCCUGCGCUCCAGCCCCACCCCACCCUGUCCAGGCCUUCCAGAGCCCCUCAACCACACAGCAGAGUACCCAAGGAACACCAAACUGUCCUCCCACCCCUAGAUUGUCCCUGCGUGCCUGUGGCAGGGACGAGCAUCUCCCUUGCCCCAGCAGGAUGCCUGCCCCCCGCAAAAUACCUGCUAAAGUGACCUGGGGGGGGGGGUGCUACAGACUUGCUUCUGAGCAAUCUAGUACCAGAACAAGUGUCACAGACAUAAAACCAUGCUCCAACUGUCUUUUCAGCCUCCAGGGCCCUCAUCAGAUGUUGCUUUCUUAAAUAAAGUCUGUAUUGUGAGACCAUG